Messenger RNA from Carassius gibelio (silver crucian carp), 2546 nucleotides. Its product is annotated as growth factor receptor-bound protein 2. The transcript is spliced from 6 exons. The record is from RefSeq and is a predicted model, not a curated record. The coding region runs from base 377 to 1033 and encodes 218 amino acids. Gene Ontology annotation, molecular function: protein binding. NCBI's taxonomy places the organism in Eukaryota, Metazoa, Chordata, Actinopteri, Cypriniformes, Cyprinidae.
CAAAGAGGAAACGGAAACAAACAGAAAAUACAGCGAUUUUUCACCAUUUCUAGUCGGGCCAGGUACAAGAGUUCAGCCUAAUCAACGAUUAAAGAGCAAUUAGAGUGGAUUCUGAGUUCUUUGAAACGAGAGAGCGAGUGUUGGUCCUCACAGUUGUUUUCACGAGUUUCUCGCCGUGGUCUUUAUGUGAGGAUCGCGACGGGAGGAGAGAGAGAGAGGCAGGUGGAGAUCAUUGUGUCUUCUUGGAUCUGUGCUCAUCAUUGCUGUUGAGUUCUCAUUGUCUGGUCCUCUGGUCCACAACAGGGAUAAAACCUGCACCAGGAGGCAUCUUCCACUGCUUUGAACCUAACCACACAGGUGUCCAUCAGGCUGAAUCAUGGAGGCCAUUGCCAAGUAUGAUUUCAAAGCAACUGCAGAUGAUGAGCUGAGUUUUAAACGUGGGGACGUAUUGAAGGUAUUAAAUGAAGAGUGUGAUCAGAACUGGUAUAAAGCAGAACUAAAUGGCAAAGACGGUUUCAUUCCUAAAAACUACAUCGAGAUGAAGGCGCAUCCGUGGUUCUUCGGGAGAAUCCCCAGGGCCCGAGCGGAGGAGAUCCUAAACAAACAGAGGCACGACGGAGCCUUCCUCAUUAGAGAGAGCGAGAGCGCGCCUGGAGACUUCUCCCUGUCCGUCAAGUUUGGCAAUGAUGUACAGCACUUUAAAGUGUUGCGUGAUGGGGCUGGGAAGUACUUCCUGUGGGUGGUGAAGUUUAACUCUCUCAACGAGCUGGUGGACUAUCACCGCACCACUUCAGUUUCCCGAAACCAACAGAUCUUUCUACGAGACAUCGAGCAGGUGACUCAGCAACAUCCAACGUACGUGCAGGCCCUGUUCGACUUCGACCCUCAGGAGGACGGCGAGCUCGGCUUCAGACGCGGAGACUUCAUUCAGGUCCUGGACAACUCUGACCCCAACUGGUGGAAGGGCGCCUGUCACAGCCAGACGGGCAUGUUCCCACGCAACUACGUCACGCCUGUCAAUCGGAACAUGUAAAGGAAAGAAAACAAGUGAUUAGUGAAUCAAUUAUAAUUAACGGCCCCCUCACAUUCACAUACAAUCAGACUACCCUACAUGUCCCCGUCAACACCCUUAAAGUCCGGUGAAAAUUAAAGCGGCGCAGAGGAAUGGAAACCGUGACUCAAAACAAGGAGAAAACAAAAAAAGACGUAGCAGGAGAGGCUGGAGGUUUCCUCCUCUUCCGUGGUGCCCGGGCGAAACUAUUAUUCCUGAGAAUCGUGAUGUCUUCAUGAACGCUUACAGUCCAGACUGAGCUGGUAGAGUCUUAGCUUAGUAAACCACACACCCAUUAAAACAACAGUGAUUCUGUCCGUAGAUUCAUCCUGCUGCUUCUGGCUUCUUUUCUAGCAGUUAGAAUAGAUUUUGUUUGUUUGUUUGUUUGGGCUGCAUGUUUAAAUCUCUUUACAGUAGUAAAUCCUGACGCUGUUUUUAAAAAGGAAAAAAAAACAUUCAAAAAAAAUAUAUAAGAGUAAGAAAUUGCGAACGCAUUGUACAUCUGGGCUGUGGAGAAGAAAACAGAAAAGUCGCCUAUAAAGAGAAUCCAUUUUUUAAGAAUAUAUAUAUUAUAUAUUUGUAUGUGUCUGUCUGUUUUACCUUUCAACUAUUUUUUUUUUUUUUCAGUUGUACAUUAAUUUUUUGGUGAGGCUGGAUGAAAACGGAGUAGAUCUGAGACAUGCUAAUUUUAUGAGCAUCUCAGGCAUAACGCCAUAGUAUUUAACGCAUCAUGUAUUCCUUUUGACAUCAUUCUUUGUUUGAGAACCAAUAGGUGAGCGGCUCCUUGGCGACAGCAAUGCAUCGCCGGGGAGCUUCCAAUCAUGCAGGAGUUGAUCUAAUGUGAAAAACCAGAUGGCUAGCCACCAUAUUACGCCCCAUGUAUUUAUUGCAGCCACUUUUUCUUUGUCUUGGGAUGUGAAUGUAGCCAACAUCACUCUGUAGGGACGUGAGAUCGGAGAGCUGAUCCACAGUUUCCUGAUUUCAGAGACGCGUCUGUGUAAUGAUGUCCAUGUCGAAAAACUGUCCAGGAAACGAUUUCAAAUCACGAGAUCUGGGAUUGAAAAACUGGUGGGUGCCAGUGAGAAGUAAGAAAGCAGAGAGUUUCUGUGUAUUCGGAGUCGUCACAUCGACUAAUUUGAUGCGUUCGGUUUGUUUUCUCUGACCUCUUUUGUCUUUUCAGUGUUGUAUGUUUUAGCUCUUCUGGCUCCUGGUGUAUUAUUGACUGACCCGCUCCUCCUCCUCUGUGCUUUUCUGUGAUGUUUUCCUGUUCUCUCUGGAUUAGUGCCUUUUUCUCUGGUGUGACCGUGUCUCAGGCUGGCUGCUUUAGCCUGAGCAUUGGGCUGUGUGAGAAAUCGUGAACACACCUGCACACAGUCACUCCUAUUUAAAUGUCUCGCCUUUUUCUUAACCUUUUUUUUGUUUUUUGUUUUUGUUGCCUUUUUCCUUGUUUCUUUUGAAUAAAUAAAAAGAAAACACGUCUGUGUCAGAUAAUUUA